Blastocystis hominis is the source of this 233-nucleotide messenger RNA. RefSeq lists its product as hypothetical. The coding region runs from base 1 to 168 and encodes 55 amino acids. Gene Ontology annotation, cellular component: gamma-tubulin ring complex. The transcript is spliced from 2 exons. Gene Ontology annotation, biological process: gamma-tubulin complex localization. The record is from RefSeq and is a predicted model, not a curated record. NCBI's taxonomy places the organism in Eukaryota, Bigyra, Opalinata, Blastocystidae.
AUGGAGUCUGAAACACAGAGCGACAUUGAUCGUUUCUAUGAGAUUGCGAGAAUAAUGGAUCUGCACCUGGAUAAGAAAACUAUUCAGACCCUGUAUAAUCUCAUUGACUGUGGAGUGAAUCCAGAUGCACUUGCGGCCAUGAUUAAGGAGAUGACGCAGUUGAGUUAAUUUGUUGCUCCUAUGUCCUGCCACGGUUGUACUAUACCUGCUUCUGUAUCUUGAUGCCACUCUCA